AUGGGCGUGGAGAAGAACGCCCCACAUGUGGCGCUCAAACUGAGUGACGUUUUUGCCUCAGAAAAGAAACCCGCCCAAGCCUACCUGCAGCACCAACAAAGCAAAAAACCAAAUAAUGAAGAAUCCAUAGAAAAGUCGAAAAACAUACUGAACAAGUACAGAGUGACGAAAUUGAACAAUGGAGAGCUUAACAACAUCUAUGUAAAAAAUGAAUUCUUCAAAGAUAGAGCAAGGGUGAAUGGAAUGGGGAAACCAAAUAGGGCGGUAAAAACUUCCCCCAAAGGAGGCGAUGAUUACACGAAUGGGGAUGAAGAAGAUACCAAGGAAGGAAUUGACAGUUCGUUUAAAUUUGAUAGGAGAAAAAUUCACAAACAAAGCAACUUGCUUAUGUCCACUGGGACCAUCGGACUAGUUGUGCACAACGGAAUAAUGUGCUUGUCGAUGAAGGGGCAACAGUGUUUCGUCAUCACAAGUGCCAAAAACGCAUUUUAUGUCCUGGAUCCACAUAAACUUAGGAAGGCCUACGCAUCCGAGCACUACCCAGAAGACAUACAAAAUCUGUACUGCGCAAAUGGGUACGUCUAUGUGAUUUUCAGAAAAAAAGUUUACAAGGUGAAUGAGUCAGGUGGGAAAAAAAUCUUCUCCUUGGAGGAUGACGUGCAUACAAUUGUAAAUAUUCUAACUGUGUAUGAUUACCUGCUAACGUAUAGCAAAAAGGAGAUAGUCAUAUGGAACGACGUGCACAAGGAGGGAUGCGAUGACGACGGUUUUGUUAGCGACUCCUGCAGUGAAACAGGGCAGGGAGAAGACGCAUCUUAUCAGGAGAAAGCAGAGAAGGAGGGAGAAGAAGCUCCCGUCCCGGGGGAUACAACCAUGAGUGGCUGCCCAAACGGGAAGAAACAUCUUUUCAAAAGGAUCCUCCUAUUUGACGACCACUCCGAUGUCGAAAUACGCUCCGUCAUCCACCCCCCAGGGUACAUAAACAAAGUGAUCAUCCUAACGAGUGAAAAUAAAAUAUACCUGUACAACAUAAACAAGGAGAAAAUAAUCCACGAGUAUAGUGCUCUCCGGAGCGUGACCUUAGGAAGCGAAAAAAACGUAAAAAUUAUGACCCUAACCACGAAGAAGGAUCAAUUAUGCAUUGUAACGUCAACCAAUGAGCUUUACAUAGUGGACAUGGAGAGAGACGAACUGGUGUACUCAAAGAAUGUACACAUGAAUGAGGACAAAAUUACUUGUGUGCAGUUCUACGAUUAUACUUGUAAUAGUGAAAGCAUGUCAGUCAUUUUGGUAGGCACCGAGUUAGGGAAAAUUAUUAUGAUCGAUUUGAAUAGCAGUAACUAUUUCAUUUUACGAGAUGCUCACGAUUGUGUGAAAGCCAUAUUGAUACCUCCGCAAGGGGGGUACCUAUUUACAGUAGGACAAAGCGACAACAAGAUUAAUCUGCUCAACUUGCAUAAGUCCACAUUCACCUUGGAUGUUAUGAAGAGGAGGAACAGUUGCGUUGGAUUCAUCAAUAAUGUAAAAUAUUUGGAUGACGAAAAAUUUAAAAUUGUGGUUUCUGCAAAUGAGGCAAAUAAACGGGAAGGAAAUCUCUACAUCAUAAACCCACAUUGCCCUGAACAGAAUAAAGACUUUUCAUGGAACAAAAAAAUUAACCUCAUAGAUAGGACCAUUAUCGAUUUUGAUAUUAAUCCUAAUAGGCACUACGAUUGGAAUAAUAUGCUCGUAUGUGUGAGGGACUGUCCACGUGUUUACUUGGCCUCCUCCUACAAGAAGAUUAUAGAAAAUGUAUUUUUGUCCCUUCCUGGUGAUGUUAUCAGUGGGAAUUCCAAAGAGCGCAUGAUGAGGGGAGGGGGAAAGGGGGCAUCAAAGAGAAGAGGCCAAGGAGUGGACACACAGGCACACAAUGACCCCAAUGGAGUGAAGGAAGGCCUCUUCCAAUGGAUCCAUAAUCUGUCCAAGCAUGCGCAGGAAGGUCCCAGCGAAUUCAAAGAAGAAGAGUACAAAAUAUAUGACCACUACAACGAAAAUGGAGACUUCGAAAACGAUCAAGGAGAAAUGGGAAAGAGAAGGAAAAGCGCAACGAGUGUGUUGAUAUCUACGUGUGGACAUAUUGGUAUUGUGGGUUAUAACGAUGGGGAAAUUCAUUCCUUCAAUAUGCAAUCGGCAACUUACAGAAAUGAGUACAAGGUGAAUAAGUACUCUUUCAAAUCUAAGGCGCAUCUAAAUGGAGAUAUUUUAAAGCUUUACCGGUACGGCAUAAGCAAUUUCGUGUCCGCUUCAAACAGCAAGGAAGAUCUUUACUUAAGGGUCUGGAACAUAUACACAAGUGAAUUAAUAUACUCCUACUGUAUCAAAAAGGAGUACCUAAAUAGUCCUCAGUAUAAAAGUAAUCACAACGAUUGUGAUGUUUCCAUAGCGUCCUUCUACCAUUUUAACAUGCUCACUGUGGUGUGCCUUUCGAAUAACCACACAAUAGUCCUAGAUAUUGAACAGAAAUCAAUAACCAGAAGGUUCGAUUUCGCCUAUGCAGUUACCAAUGCUACUUUCAGUGCAGACAACAGAUUAAUUCUAUUCGCUCUAAAAAAUAAUACUAUACUAGUGUACGAAAUUAUAUCCAACACCUUUAUUGAUUAUUUGUUGUUCAAAAGUGAAAUCACUUCCAUGGUGUAUAAUGACGUUUAUUUGUACACGGCACACAGAGCUGUGGAAAAUUAUCUUUACUCCUUUACUAAUAAAAAUCUCUUCAACAGUAACAACUUCGUGGUUAAUGAUUAUCGCUCCUUUGAUGCCAUCCUGAUGGAGGAGUUGUCUGAUGGGGAAAGCACACUCACGUAUCCCGAACCGACUGUGGCGGAACUCAUUGGGAUGAAUUGCGACGUGGAUGAUGAAUACCUGAAUGGCAGCGCUACUCUAGCAGGGGACUCCUCUACCAAGACCCACUCAGAGACAAACCAUAAGGGAACGCUCAAAUCGGCGCAGUUAAUCGAACCAUACAAAUCCAGCGAAAAACAAAUCAACAAAAAUCUUCUCACCAUGUCUGGAUUUACCAUGUCCAAGAUUGCUUAUAUUAUCUUCUUAGAUAAAAUAAAAGAAAAUUGCAGGGUACAAGAGAGCGUAAAAAAAAAUGAACAAAUCCCCUUUUUCCUCAGCGCACAAAUGGACAAAAAUAUAGAAUACGCAGAAGGGAAGGAACUGGAGUUUUUGCAAAAUAUCACCAAGGACAAGGCCGACGCGGAGGAGGAGGAAACUGCGGAGCGGGACGAAGUGGUUGAUGAAGUGGAGGGCGAAGUUGCUGACGAAGUAGUUGAAGAAGUGGGGGACGAAGUCGGAGACAAAGUUGACGACACAGUGGCUGACGAAGUGGAGGAUACAGGGGAUAACCAGGUGGACAGCCCUGGCGACGGCCACGCAAAAACCAAAGGCAAACCCCGAAAAACGAAAAACAACAAAAACAGACAUAUCACCAAGGUGGAUAAAAUUGAAAUGCCCAUGUCCAAGCUGCAGGAACUGCUAGCCCAAAAUGAGGACUCCUACAUAAACGUCUUGAAGUACUUGAUGGGACUCUCCCCGUCCGGGGUGCACUUCAACAUCCUCUGUUUGAGCUCCAAGGACGAGCUGGAAAACAUGAUGAACUUCUUUAUUUAUCAUGUCAAGACGAACGACAACAUCGACCUGAUUCAAGCAUACAUUUUCAUAUUUUUAAAAGCACACGGCAAAAAGCUGCUCAAAAUGAAAGACAAAAAACUUAGGAACACUACAGAGGUGCUGCUGCAAGAAAUACAAGCGAGCUGGUCGAAUAUCAAUUUCUUAUUUGAAAGCGUUAUUUUUUUUAUCAAGUUUUUAACAAAUAUACAGCUGGAGUGA
Molecule: messenger RNA, 3870 nt
Organism: Plasmodium fragile
Lineage: Eukaryota; Apicomplexa; Aconoidasida; Haemosporida; Plasmodiidae
Exons: 4
Coding region: 1-3870 (1289 amino acids)
Biological process (GO): rRNA processing
Cellular component (GO): small-subunit processome; Pwp2p-containing subcomplex of 90S preribosome
Molecular function (GO): protein binding
Source: RefSeq, a predicted model, not a curated record